CACGCAGAAACUUUGGGCCAAGUCCUGUGUACUGUACCACUUGGAAUAUUCAAAGCAAUUUCUCAAUCUCUGUUAAUCUUAUCAUUAUUAUUACUUCCUGCAAUUUUCGCCUGUAUUUUCUUGGCAACUCCAAAAUAUCAUGUAUCUCGAGGUUGGGUCUUCAUUUUUACCAUUUGUUUUUUUUCUGGUACAGUCAACAAACCUUUUGAUUCUUUGAGUUGGGCUAUCAAAAUUUUCCAAUUUUUGCCAAGACUUUGUAGCAAUCCUUAAUCAGGUUUCGUGAGGCAAGAUGAAGCUAAGUGAAGGCUUUUCCUCCUGUGGAAUUAUUACUUGAUAGAUUGACUGUGGACUUCCUAGAUUGAAUCACAUGGGAUGGGAUAGCCUUAACUCUGGUCCUUGAGAGUUUUUCCAGGGUGAAAACAUGGUGCCAGAUGUGAUUGGUGGUCCUUUUGCAGAUCUCCUCUCUUCAACUAUAGAGUGCAUCCUUGAAAUAGUACUUACUUCCAAGAAUGUCUUUAUAGAGAGAAAGAGUUUUGCAGAACUUUCGGCUUAUUUGAAUCGUAUUGUUCCUUUUCUUAAGGAGAUCAAUAGGAAGAAUAUUAAUGAUUCCACACCCUGGGAAAAUGUUAUAGAAAUUCUUAACCGACAGACAGUGGAUGCAAGAAAACUUAUCUCGGAAUGCAGUAAGAUAAACAAGGUCUAUCUCUUAAUGAAUUGUCGGCUUAUUGCAAAGCGCAUUGAAAAUAUCACCAGGGAAAUUAGCCGUGCAUUAAGUUGCAUUCCUUUAGCUUCUCUUGACAUUUGUUCGGGUAUAAAGGAGGAGAUUGUCCAGCUGAUUGAUAGUAUGCGUACAGCGGAAUUUAGAACAGCCAUAGCUGAAGAAGAGAUAUUAGAGAAGAUAGACUCAGGUAUACAUCAGAGAAAUGUUGAUCGAUCCUAUGCCAACAAGUUGUUAGUUUCAAUUGCUGAGGCCAUUGGAGUUUCAACUGAAAGCUCAGCUUUAAGGAGAGAAUUUGAAGAAUUCAAAAAUGAAAUAGAGAAUGCACGGCUAAGGAAAGAUCAUGCUGAAGCCUUGCAGAUGGACCAAAUAAUUGCUCUGCUAGAAAGGGCAGAUGCUGCAACAUCCCGUCAGGAAAAAGAAAAGAAGUACUUCACAAAGAGGAAAUCAUUGGGCAGUCAACCUUUGGAACCACUUCUGUCAUUCUAUUGCCCAAUCACUCAUGAGGUUAUGACUGAUCCUGUGGAGACUCCUUCAGGGCAUACUUUUGAAAGGUGUGCAAUAGAGAAGUGGUUGGCAGAGGGAAAUUUGUGUCCUGUGACAUCUACACCUUUGAACAAUACAAUGAUGCGACCGAAUAAAACUCUGCGGCAGUCAAUUGAGGAAUGGAAAGACCGAAAUACAAUGAUCACUAUAGCUAACAUGAAAUUGGAACUAUCAUCCACCAAGGAGGAAGAAGUUCUCAAUUGCCUGGAACAGCUAAGGGAUAUUUGUGAGCAGAGAGAAAUACACCGAGAAUGGGUUAUUUUGGAGGACUAUAUUCCUAUUCUAAUCAAGCUACUGGAUUUGAAAAGUAGGGAUAUCAGGAAUCUUGUUCUUGAGGUGCUCUGCGUACUUGCAAAGGAUGGUAAUGAUGCUAAGGAAAGAAUUGCUGAAGUUGAUAAUGCAUUGGAAUCUAUUGUUCACUCACUUGGACGUCGCAUUGGUGAAAGGAAGUCAGCAGUAGCAUUAUUACUGGAAUUGUCAAAUUGCAAGUCAGUUCAGGAGUCCAUUGGGAAGGUUCAAGGUUGCAUACUUCUUUUAGUUACUAUGUCAAGCUGUGAUGACAACAAAGCCGCCAAAGAUGCAAGGGAUGUUUUGGAGAACAUUUCAUUUUCUGAUGACAAUGUUAUCCUGAUGGCCAAGGCUAACUAUUUCAAGUACUUGUUGCAACGUCUUUCUUCUGGAUCCAGUGAUGUGAAGCUCCUAAUGGCAAAAGCCUUAGGAGAGAUGGAGUUGACGGAUCAUAAUAAGUCAUCUCUAUUUGAGGAGGGAGUUCUAGAUUCCCUUCUUUCCUUGUUGUCACAUGGUGAAACUGAAGUGAAACAAGCAUGUGUGAAAGCCCUUCUAAACCUCUCUAGUUUACCAAGGAAUGGACAGGAGAUGAUCAGAAAAGGUGUUAUGCGUCCACUGCUUGAUAUGUUGUACCGUCACACAUCUUCCCAAAGUCUGCGGGAACUUGUAGCAGCGACUAUUACAAAACUUGCCUUCUCUGCAAGCAGUGAAAUGCUUUCACUGCUUGAUGCUGAUGAAGACGUUUAUAAACUCUUUUCCCUAGUUAACUUGAAUGGCCCAGCUGUGCAGCAAAGCAUACUCCAGGCUUUCUGCGCCAUGUGCAAGUCUCCAUCUGCUGCUAGUGUCAAGACCAAGCUAGCACAGUGCUCAGCUGUCCAAGUGCUUGUGCAAUUCUGUGAUCAUGGCAAUUCAAAUGUACAGUCAGAUGCAAUCAAAUUAUUAUGUUGCUUGAUUGAAAAUGGCAAUGGAGCUGUGAUCAAGGAGUACGUGGAUCAAAACUUCAUUGAAAUGCUACUUAAGAUCAUUAAGACUGCGCAGGAUGAAGACGAAAUUGUUUCUGCAAUGGGGAUUAUCUCUAACCUUCCCAAAUCUCCUCAAAUCUCUGAGUGGCUUUUUGCAGCAGAAGGACUUCCAGUCUUUUCCAGAUUUCUUGAUGAGGUAAAGCAUAAGAGUUCCUGUAAGCUUCAGCUGGUAGAAAAUGCUGUCGGGGCAUUAUGUCAUUUCACAGUCUCAAUAAACCAGCAAACACGGAGGAUAGCUGGCAUUGUUCCCAAGCUGGUACGACUGCUAGACCUGGGAACAAGCUUGACGAAAAAACGAGCUGCAAUUUGUCUUGCACAGCUUUCAGAGAAUUCACAAGCACUGACUCAUCCAAUCCCAAAGCGUCCGGGGUUAUGGUGCUUCUCACCUUCACAGGUAGAACUUUGCCCUAUUCACCAAGGGAUAUGCACACUAAAAAUUUCAUUUUGUUUGUUAGAGGCUGGCGCAGUGGGACCUCUGGUGAGGGUUCUUGGGGAUCCAGAUCCUGGAGCCUGUGAAGCUUCUUUAGAUGCCUUAUUGACUUUAAUUAAGGAUGAAAAACUUCAAAGUGGUGCUAAAGUUCUUGCUGAAGAAAAUGCCAUACCAUCAAUGAUAAAACUACUUGAUAGUCCUUCCCCUAGACUGCAACAAAAGGUUCUGAAUUCAUUAGAAAGACUUUUUAGGUUGGUGGAAUACAAGGUGACGUAUGGAUCCUCUGCUCAGAGGCCUUUAGUUGACUUGACACAACGAGGAAGUAGCAACAUCAAAUCUGUAGCAGCAAAGGUACUUGCUCAGUUGAAUGUGCUUCAUGACCAGUCCUCUUAUUUCUAACAGUUGAGCCAUGAUCCUUGAGGGCAUUGGUUACAGUUAGGUUGCAAGUAGAGCAAGAUAUAUCCUACCUAGGCAUAGAACCCCAGCUUUAUGAGAAAGAACCUCAGUUUGGAAGGCAUGAGCUUGAGUUAGUGAAGAUUGCAAGGUAGCUCUUGUUUUAGUGAAAUGCAAAGCCCUUGCAUCUGAUAUCUUGUGGUGCUUUCUGGCAAUCGCGGUGAACAUUCAGGAACCGCGGGUAACAUAAUUUUUGUUUCUUUUGAAAUUCUUGCAUUCUUAGGGUUGAGUAACAAUCAAAUACUUCAGGUUUUGAUUCUUUAUCUUUGAUAAAACCUGAUUUAUGUUUAUGUGGGAAACAAGCAAUUUGGGCUGACCUCCCCAUGACAGAGUGGUUACUCAAGUCCUUUGUUGUAAAAUAUGUCGGAAUUCUUUAGUCAUUCAAGUCAUAGCCAAUUGUUUCAGCUGUAAUAUAUUCUGAAUUCUUUACUGAUGAAAGUAAUAGCUUAUUGAUUCUUUUGUUUCUUCUUA
Solanum dulcamara is the source of this 3928-nucleotide messenger RNA. Its product is annotated as U-box domain-containing protein 44-like. Lineage: Eukaryota; Viridiplantae; Streptophyta; Magnoliopsida; Solanales; Solanaceae. Gene Ontology annotation, biological process: protein ubiquitination. Gene Ontology annotation, molecular function: ubiquitin-protein transferase activity; protein binding. Bases 422 to 3403 code for a protein of 993 amino acids. The transcript has 5 exons. The record is from RefSeq and is a predicted model, not a curated record.